Messenger RNA from Perkinsus marinus ATCC 50983, 779 nucleotides. RefSeq lists its product as hypothetical. The record is from RefSeq and is a predicted model, not a curated record. The annotation marks the transcript as partial. NCBI's taxonomy places the organism in Eukaryota, Perkinsozoa, Perkinsida, Perkinsidae. The transcript has 6 exons.
AUGGAUGUGGUAGAGCUGCAGGACUCAUCGCAAGGCCCAUCGGUCAGUUGUAAUGUAGAGGAGCCCAUUCCGGAUGUGGAGGAGCCUGCAGCGAAGAAGGCCAAGACCGACGUCAAGAUAUGCCCUAUAUUCAUCCAAGCCUUGGGGCUAAGGCGGCCACCACAGCAUGCAGCGCGGGAUGGUAUGGUUGAGUGCCCCCUAUGUGAGGAUAGUGGCAUUUAUAUGGUCCAUGGUAGCGGGAAAGAACAGGCCUGUCGAAUGUGCAAGAAGGAAGGGACUGCGGAGGACGAGUUAACACCAUCGACUGUGAUGGGGGUGACUAUCAAAGUGGAGGAUGGCGGGGUGCUGCCGGGGAAGCAACAAGCGCGGCUCGAUUUGAGAGAUUUUUCGCGGGAUCAUCUGGGGGAGUUGGCAUGCCUCGUGCGCGACAAGGGGUUUGAUAUAGUGGAGGCUGCUGAGGCUAUGCGAAGGCAUGACUAUCAACUUUAUGACGCGACGAUGAACCUCACAGCGAUGAAGCAGCUAGCGGAGGAGAAUCUUGCAAGAAAUCAGGCUGCGGAGGCAUCCCUGGCGACGAGGGAUGUUGAAAAUAAGAGGCGAUCCAAGUCGGAGAGAGACGCCUUCCUUGAGGGGGGUGUGGAGUUCCUGGACAUGUUUCGGGCUCUAGCAGGUCCUGACCUGUGGGAACAUCUAGAAGCUAUGAUAGAUUCCCUACUUGGUAGUCGCGAGCUCCGAUUGACUCUGUUCACGUAUCUUCAAGAGAGGAAAAGGGCAAUUAA